Messenger RNA from Oldenlandia corymbosa var. corymbosa, 1237 nucleotides. Lineage: Eukaryota; Viridiplantae; Streptophyta; Magnoliopsida; Gentianales; Rubiaceae. The record is from the annotation of a GenBank genome assembly.
UUGAAUAAGUAUUACAUAGUGCUCCAAUCACUAACGCAAAUGAGAAACCGAAUAAUUAACCUAUUAUCCACUUCUCUUUCCAAACACAUUUCACUUGUAAUGUGCCGUCUUCAAUUAUCAAAUUCACUAGUUUCAUAAUUAAACAAACCAGAACUUUCAAUACAUCGAAAAUAAGAUUAUUAAACUGUAAUUGAGGGAUCGAACUGAAAAAAUAUCAACUAACGAACACUCUAUUAAAAAAAAAAAAGGCCAAAUUUCAAUGAUCAAUUCGCUAGUGCUCCAAAUCCGGCCGGCCGGGGUUGAUGGCCCCCUCCCAAGUUCCGUCGUCCAUGACCAGAUUAUUAUCCCUGCUUGUUUCACAUCAGGGGAGAAGAUGAUGGAUGAUUCAGCUGGAGUUACAAAGUCAGGGCAGAGUGUUUUCAUGUCUGUUUACAGGACUAAAAUUGCAGAUCAAUGCAGGUUGAUUACAAUUACUUGGUGCAAGAAUAUGCUGCUUCAUGGCCUUUCGGUAUCGGUAGAAGGGCCGGAAGGAGAAAGUCAGUACACAUGUAAAGUUGAGCUAAAGCCAUGGUACUUUUGGAGGAAACAAGGGUCAAAGAGAUUUGUGGUUGAAGGUAAACCAGUUGACAUUUUUUGGGAUCUAAAAGCUGCAAAGUUCAACGGUGAGACAGAACCAAGCUCUGAGUACUAUGUUGCAGUAGUUUAUGAUGAAGAAGUUGUGUUGCUCACUGGUGAUUUGAAGAAAGAUGCCUACAGAAAGACAGGUUGCAGACCAGCACUAAUUGAUCCAAUUUUGGUAUCAAGAAAGGAACACAUUUUUGGUAAGAAGAAGUUUUGUACUAAAGUUAAGUUCCAUGAGAAGGGAAGAUUGCAUGAGAUUUCAAUUGAGUGCAAAAGCAAGUGCAAUAUCAGUGGGAAUCUCAGCAGCAAUGGAGGAGAUUUACCGAAUGGGAUAGAUCCAGAGAUGGAGAUAAGGAUAGAUGGUCAGUUGGUUAUCAAUGUUAAACAUCUGCAAUGGAAAUUCAGGGGCAAUGAAUCAAUCCAUAUGAACAAAGUAAAAGUGGAAGUAUAUUGGGAUGUUCAUGAUUGGCUAUUUAAUCCUGUUGGUAAAAUUGAGAUGAGGCUCAAAUUCAGAGGGCCAUUUGGGAUUUGGAAUGAGGUGAUGAGGAUGAUGAAGAUUGGAUUGAGAAAGAAUAGGCAAAGCACAUGGGAUUGGAAGAUUGGGGUUGGAGGUUAG